UAGUAAGAUAUAUUAAAAUAUCUCCAUGAAUACUUCUGAUACCAAGUUCUAUUCAACUAGUUUUCAUAUUUGACGGAAACGAAACUCUAAUAUGAAAUAAAACUCAGGUAUUACCUUAGACGACUGGGCUACAUAUACCAUUAUACAAUUAUGCUACUCAAAGCCACUGUAAAAUAUGUCCAGAGACUGUGAUGUAAUGUGCCGUACGAGUAUAAAUACAUCUGAGAACGCAUGUAGAGAGCAUGUCCGUGAUAUCAAUGUCAUCAUUUCACAACCGUUUGUAUUAGUAUGCAUGAGGCACAUAUUUGCUGUGUUUACCGACCUUGGCCACGGGAAGUUGAAACCACACUGAAACCAUGACGUCCACGUAGCACUAGCUCAGUGUGGCCAGCAACACCAGAGACAUCACUUCAGUAGUGUUUUCAUCUCCCAUUUGCCCACACAGCUGAAGCUUAACGCAGUGGACAGGACAGCUAUGGACAUUCAGGUGAUACUGAUUCUAGCGCUGACGCUUGUGUCAACACAAGCAGAUGAGUGCACGGAGGGCCAACAGUGCUCAAACUGCUCAAGUACAACACAAUACUGCAGUACAGAUUGCUUUUCGGGGUAUUUCGGCCGCAGAUGCAAGUCCCGCUGUAGCAACCAGUGCAUAAACAGUACAUGUAGUCGGACACCGAGUGGCACUUAUAGUUGUUCUGACGGUUGUGUACCUGGUUUCUAUGGUACCCGAUGUAAAACCCCGUGCAUACUUCCAAAGAAUAGGUGCACCAAAUGUCCUCAAGAAUGUGAUGGAACAUUCUGCCAUCUGACAACAUCUUGUGUUGCUGGAUGCAAUGACCAAUACUAUGGGACCAACUGCAAGAAUUGCUCACCCAGAUGUCGACAUUGUAACAGGAUAACAGGCAGAUGUGAUGUGUGUCAUGAUCCUUAUCAUGGCCUAGACUGUGAAUACUCAUGUGAACAUUGUUCAACAACUGAUUGUGUACAGACAUGCGCACCCGGGUUGUAUGGACGUACAUGCUCUUUAAGGUGCCACCAAUAUUGUUUGUCUAAUCUUACCGCUAUAACUAAUGACACUUUGACAAAUAACAGUUCCCCCUCCUGCAUAUCUGAAUGUCAAAGAUACAGUGGCGAGUGUAUCAAUGGUUGUGAAGAUGACAUGUCUGGCCCACACUGUUCCUCGCCAAUUAAAUGUAACCCAAACUGUUUGGGUUGCAAUGAGACGGGUGCCUGUAUUGACGGAUGCCUGUCUGGUAAUUUUGGAGAUGACUGUAAGCCUUGUCCGAGGACCUGUUUCAAUCACACCUGUUACCCAAACAACGGGUCUUGCGACAAUGGAUGUAUCCAAGGACAAUAUGGACAUUUUGUCAACUAUCCUGCAUAGACUGCCCAGGAGAAGCUUGUAAUCCUAGUUCGGGGAUAUGUAUUCAAGGAAGCAACGUGCCUGUUUUGGGACUAGGACUAUCGACAGGAUUUGUACUUCUUAUAGUUUGUACUGUUUGUAUAUUUGUGUUUCAUUUUCGUCGUCGUCGCCAAACUACAGAAAGGAAUCACCAAAGAGAUGAGUCGAUACUUACAGAGAGAUCAGGGCAAGUGGAAACAGGAGAGUACUGCCAGGUGCAUCGGUACUGGGAUAUAGAUGAUUAUGAUGAAGUAUCUCAGCGGCAAGGGCAGCAACGAGGACGGGCAGAGGAAGAAGAUUACGAGGAAGUAUCUCAACAGCAAAGACAACAACAAGGACCGUCAGAGGAAGAAGACAACAGUGCCCCUGCACUUCCUGUUUUGGCCGACUACUUCCCUGGACCAAGUGGCAGUGAUGAUGAUGACGGUAUUCCUGUUCCACCUGUGUUGGCUGAUUACUUGCCCGGGGCACGGAAUGUAGAAGACAACAAUGAAGGUGACACAUUGCAUGAGUCAACGAGUGGUUCCCAGUCAUACACUCCCUUAAUGAGGGAUGUGUUUGUUGAUGAUCCGAAACCUGUUGUCACGUAUAUAUCACCAACUGAAGACAACACCUAAAGUAGCAAUGGAAGAUACUUAAUUGCUCAAACAGCGAUGCAUCGCUUUGAAAGUGAGGAUUUAACCUACAGUCCGUUUUAGACCCGGGCAUGUUGGUUAUUCAUACAUUA
Molecule: messenger RNA, 2129 nt
Organism: Haliotis rubra (blacklip abalone)
Lineage: Eukaryota; Metazoa; Mollusca; Gastropoda; Lepetellida; Haliotidae
Exons: 5
Coding region: 1339-2019 (226 amino acids)
Source: RefSeq, a predicted model, not a curated record